UGAAGGUAAAGACAGCCGGAGCGGUCUAGUUCUACACAAGUGUCUCUCCCUGCCAACUGUUUUCAGGGUCAAACCUUUAUUAUCUGACCUUUCGGUAUUUGCGAAGCAACCGGGACGCGUUUCACGGCGGUACCCGGUCCACCCAGCUCGCGGGUUUCCGUGUGUUCAGUGAAUCAGCGGUAGGACAGUUGUGCCAUGGCAUAGCGCGAGAGGGCUUUUCCUCUAUCAAGCCAACGUUGCAGGUGACGGACUCCUGUGAAGCCCGGGGAUGAAUGGCUACGACGAGCACACCCUCUCCUCCAACAUGUUUGGCUCAUACAGCUCUCAACUGAACGGCCAUGGCUCACAUUCUCCUGAGCCCCCACACAAUAAAGCCAAUAAAGCCAAGUCCAGUGCCAAAAACCUGUACGAGCAGAGAAAACACUACACCAAAAACAGCAUCAACAGUCUGACGGACACGUCGCAGUAUCACGUGGAGCACCUGACGACCUUCGUGCUGGACCGCAAGGACGGCAUGAUCACCAUCGAGGACGGCGUCCGGAGGCUGCGCCUGCUGGACGCCAAGGGUAAGGUGUGGACGCAGGACAUGCUGCUGCAGGUGGAAGAGAAGGCCGUCAGCCUCAUCGACCAGGAGACCAAGAACGAGUUGGAGAAUUUCCCCAUUGGGACCAUCCAGCACUGCCAGUCGGUGAUGAACGCCUGCAGCUACGACUCCAUCCUGGCUCUGGUGUGCAAAGAGUCCGGCCAAGGCAAGCCUGACCUCCACCUCUUCCAGUGUGACGAUAUCAAGGCAAAUCUGAUCCAUGCUGAUAUUGAAAGCGCCAUGAACGAUGCCAGAAGCGGCAAGGGGAAAAAGAGGCCAGAAACCCUCAAAAUGAUCCUGAAGAGCGAUGGGCUCAUUCCCCCACCUCCUGCUGCACCCGCCCCCGAGCCCCCGGCAGCAGCCAGUCAGGUGGAUGUGAAGAGCAGAGUGGCUGCAUGGUCGGCCUGGGCCAACGAGCAGCAAGAGUAUGAGAAACAGAGGCAGUACUCGGAGGAGGACGGGCCUGUGGAGAUGACUGCAGCCAGGGUGGACCGCGACGUGCAAAUCCUGAACCACAUCCUGGACGAUAUUGAGUUCUUUGUUACCAAACUUCAGAAAGCAGCAGAGGCUUUCAAUGAGCUCUCAAAGCGGAAGAAAUUAAAAAAGGGCAAAAAGAAGAGUCCGGGAGAGGGCGUUCUAACACUACGCUCAAAGCCUCCUGAUGAGGAAGAGUUUGUUGGCUGCCUCCAGAAAUUCAAGCAUGCGUUCAAUCUGCUGGCCAGAUUGAAAGUCCACAUUCAGAACCCAAGUGCUGUGGAUCUCAUGCACUUCCUCUUCACUCCAUUAAGAAUAGUGAUCCAGGCAUCGGGUGGUUUGGAUUUAGCCAAGAGUGUUGUGGUGCCACUGCUUACCACAGAGGCUAUUGAUUUUCUGCACUCAUCAGGAACAACAGAGGAGAGGCACCUCUGGGUUACACUUGGCGACGGAUGGACCAAGUGCAGGCUGGAAUGGCCCAAAGACCAGUACUUUCCCCCCUGUCCGCUGCAGUUCCGAGACGGCUGGGCUCCUCCGGUACUGUCCCAUGCGGGCCCGUCUCGGGAGCAGGAGCUGACCCAGCUGGCGGAGACGCUAGCCCACAGUGAGAUCCAGCGGCAGGAGGAGACGGUGCACAGACUGAGCCAGCAACCGGCGGUGCCAAAUUUCUCCUCUGCAGACAGGUACGCUAUCAGCAGUGUGGCCCACAAGCGCAUGUCCCUGCUGGACCAGGACAUGGCCCUGGCUGCCUUAAAACAGGCUGUCAGCCACCACAUAGAUCGCAGAGGUCAAACCAAAAUCUUCGCCAAAUCUAAAUAUGACUUUGUGGCAAGAAACAGCAACGAGCUUUCUGUCCUCAAGGAUGAAGUUUUAGAGGUUCUGGAUGACAGGAAGCAGUGGUGGAAGGUUCAGAACGGCUGCGGGGUGUCGGGCUACGUGCCAAACAACAUCCUGGAGAUGACCAAAGCCGUGGACAUAACGGGCCGGGGCGAGCCAGUCUACAGCCAUACUAUACAGAAACAGACCACAAAGUCAGACUACAUUCCCAGCAAACCGGCAGCGACGCCAAUGCCUCCAGUGCCCUCGCCCCCGCCGGCCCCCGCCAGGCUCCCCACCCCGCCGCUGCCCCCUCCAGCUGCCGAGCCCCCCAAACCGUUGGCCGGCGGCAGCAGCACGGUGAGCCGUCAGAACAGCACCGCCUCCAGUGACAACAGCGGCGUCACCAUGAGGGAACAGUCCAGCCAGCGCCCCCUGCCUGUCAACCGCCGGAAAUCCAACAUGGAAGAGGUCCAGGAUGAGCUGAUGCACAGGCUGACUUUAGGCCGCAGUGCCCAGAAGAAGUUCCAGGUCCCGUCACGAAACAUCAGCCUGCCUUCCGCCAAUAUCACCUAUGACUCCGCGCCAGAUGAGGUCAAAGCCUGGCUUGAGGUCAAAGGCUUCAGUCCCGUCACCAUCACCAGUCUCGGGGUGCUGACGGGAGCCCAGCUGUUCUCACUCAACAAGGAGGAGCUGAAGACGGUGUGCCCAGACGAUGGAGCCCGGGUCUAUAGCCAGGUCACUGUUCAGAAGGCCGCUCUUGAGAGGAGCUCGGGCUCUGAGCUCCAGGAGAUCAUGAGGAGGCGGCAGGAGAAACUGUCCGGCAGCACGUGCGACUCGGGCGUGGAGUCUUUCGACGAGGGCAGCGCCCACUGAGCUGCUCCUGUACCGCCACUCACACACAAACCUCCCAUGUCUCUGUUGCGUUUUGUCCUUUCCCCAGGCGGCAACUGACAGGGCCGAGUUCGCUGAGAUCAUGCGUCGCAGGCAGGAACUGCUCGAGUCCUCUCCGUAAGAAGCAAAAAAAAAAAAAAAAAAAAGCCCCACUGCACCCCAACACACCUGCAAACCUUUGGAUCAUCCAGUAUGUACAAAAAAAAAAUCCUAGUUACGAAAGUGGAGAACAUUCUGCUGUGUUUGCCUGGUGUUCAUGUUGGCCGAUUUUGGAAUGAACACGAUCUACCUUUCCAGUUUGUUGUUAAUCCAAAGAAAACCUGGGGACAACAAGCCUUUCUGGGGAGCAUGUCGUCAUGCCAGGUCCACCUUACUGUUAGAACGUUUCUGGGCCUGAAAAACAAAAGGUCUCCAACAGGCAGAACAACAAAAUCAAACUACAUAGAAGACAAAUAAAUGCUGGAUAUGAUAAUUGUACACAUUCCUGGGUUACUUGGCAAAUGUAUUUUGUUAUCCACAUGUACAUCUCCCCUUUUGUAUUGUACGGCCCAUACAGUUACUCUUUCUGAUGAUACCAGAAGAGUAAUCGUCUAUAAAUGACAACAGAGAAGAACCUAAUAAGCAAAAAACGUGAAUGUAAUGAUUUUUUUUCCACAAAAUGCACAAUAACUUUAUAAUAACGUCUACUCUUAGUAUUGAGAUCCUGCAAGUAGAGAAGUUGUUUGCUACACACGUCCUUUAAGAGAAUACGGGGUUUCUGAGGUGACUUUAGAUGUGAUGAAGAGCAUUUUUGCACAGGAAAUACUUAUCUACUGUCGACAUGAAUCAGAACUCACCUCUGUUAAACGACGACUCCCUGUUGCAAUAUAGUAUUUAUGAAGGCGUUUAAACGAGAUGUGAGUCAAGCUCUGUCAGCGUUCUUUUGACAAGAUGUGUCUGCGGUCACUUUCAUUUCCUUCUUAAAGAUCAGCUUCUGCCGUCUGGCCUUCUGAGGAAUGUCAUUCCCAUCCUGGCCUAGAAACCAAAAGGAAAACCAGUGACGUGGUACUGAAUUCAGGGGGCAGCCUGGGAACCACUGCAGCCGGGAACUGAUCCCAGAUGGCCCGCACCACGGGCGACUGCACUAACCAGUCAACUACAAGGUCUGACCCGUUAGCCAAGGGCUAGCGAGUCUAGUCCUCUGUGGUCGUUACACACGUGUAGUAUCUACAUCUACCCAACAGUUCACAGGUUUGAACAUGGUAGAUGUUGUCCAUGCUUUCACAGUGGUUGAUCUCCAAGCUGGAUCCACUGCAUUAAGACGUGUUUAGAUUGUUUUUCAUGGUAGGUCAUCAUGCAAAACCCAUCAGCCAGAAGCUGUUAUGGGUGUGGAGAAGUAGUCAGAGGAUAGAAAUAGAGGAUAGACCACACAUGAGCAUUGUUACACAUAAGAGUCCUCACAGUACAUGGACUCAGCACAAAAACGACUGUUCUUUAAACCGAUGUCUGCACAGAUGCCUACAACCAUUUCACCACCAGAACGUCCAGAGGAGGGCCAGAAGGUCCUUCAGCACAGGAUUUUAUUAGUCCGUAAACGCCUAGCACCCAACGGUGUAAAAACAAGAUAAUCAACCAGUACAUUUUCUAAACUGAAUGUGUCGCGAAGUGUGUAGAUAUCUUUUGACUUCUUGGACGUUGUCCUAAAAGAUUGUAAGAGCAUAUAGAUCUAAGUAUUUAUAAAGAGGGCUGAUAGACUGGGUGAAAUUUAAAUACCGGGGAAACUUCUAUAUUCUAGGAUGACAAUAGGUCUUUUGGCAGAACAUUGUAUAAUGCUGAUUGUUGACGCUAACUAGCUGGCGGUAGAAUUGUCCACUUAGCAAUGUAUGAACAAUUGCUACUGUGUUAACGACCGAUGUUGAAGGAGUAACUUGUAGUGAGCUGUCCUCCCGAUCCCCAGACUCCCUACGUGUUCACAUAAGCUUAUGUGCGAAAUGACUGCAUUGCAAAUUGCAUUUGUAUGUGUAGAUUUCAUGGUGCCUUUUUCCACAUGAAUCUGCUAAAUCCACAAUAAACACGGUCCCAGAAUAUUUCCUCGUGUUGAUGCUUUCACUGCAGCAAAAUAAAUACAUAUUAAAUAUAUAUACUAACGUGCAUGGAUAAGUAGACACGCUGGCCGCUGGCUGGCGGAUCUGACCCUUUAGUCGAGCGGUUAGCGGUGUCCCCUGCGGUGCGGGCGAAACGGGUUCGCUUCCCGGCCGCGGCAGUUCCUGUGGUUGCGUUGUCCCCCGAAUUCACUACAAUAUGUAGAUGUAACGUAUAAAAAUACAUAAUUUAAAUAAAAGAAAUGAUGAUAAAUAAAAGCCUGUUUACAGGAACAC
Messenger RNA from Lampris incognitus (smalleye Pacific opah), 5124 nucleotides. It is a transcript of the gene eps8a, whose product is annotated as epidermal growth factor receptor pathway substrate 8a. The record is from RefSeq and is a predicted model, not a curated record. Gene Ontology annotation, biological process: regulation of Rho protein signal transduction; Rho protein signal transduction; positive regulation of ruffle assembly. Gene Ontology annotation, cellular component: plasma membrane; vesicle; ruffle membrane. Bases 269 to 2749 code for a protein of 826 amino acids. Lineage: Eukaryota; Metazoa; Chordata; Actinopteri; Lampriformes; Lampridae. Gene Ontology annotation, molecular function: actin binding. The transcript has 21 exons.